UGCUCAGUUUUCUGGCAUAAGUCUGGGAUUCACUUCCCGCCCUGACAGACUCAAUCCAGAAAUCGAAACUGCGCCGGUAUCCAUGCAGAAGGCGCCCGUAUCCUUUGGAUCUCCCUUUCUCCAACAGGAACUCCUCCUGACCCCUAGGCCCACCAUGCCUUCCCCGGAGGACCCCUCUGAAGACCAUGAACAUAGCCAGAGCCCCGCGGAGCAAGCCAUGAAGGAAGAAUUCCAGUUUCUGCGCUGCCCGGGCUGCCAGGCCCAAGCCAAGUGCCCCAAGCUGCUGCCUUGCCUGCACACACUGUGCUCUGGAUGCCUGGAAGCGCCAGGCUUGCAGUGCCCCAUCUGCCAGGCGCCUGGGGCCAGCGCUAAUGCAGAAGCCCUGGAUAACGUGUUCUUCGAGAGCUUGCAGCGGCGCCUGGCGGUGUUCCGACAGAUUGUGGAUGCGCAGGCUGUGUGCACCCGUUGCAGAGAGUCCGCUGACUUCUGGUGUUUUGAGUGUGAGCAACUCAUGUGCCGCAAGUGCUUCGAUGCGCACCAGUGGUACCUCAAGCAUGAGGCUCGGCCCCUGGCCGAGCUCCGCGACAACUCAGUUCGCGAAUUCCUCGAUGGUACUCGCAAGUCCAACAUCUUUUGCUCCAAUUCCAACCACCGCAACCCUGCGCAGACCAACAUCUACUGCCGAGGCUGUGCCAAGCCUCUGUGUUGCGCAUGUGCGAUCCUGGACCGUAGCCACAGCCAUCUCCAAUGCGACAUUGGCGAGGAGAUCCAGCAGAGGCAUGAGGAGCUGGGCACCAUGACGCAGGCGCUGCAGGAGCAAGACAAAAUCUUCAACAAUGCUCAUGCGCAGAUGCGCUCGGCCAUAGGCCAAUUGGAGCAUGCACGCGCAGACACUGAGGAGAGGAUCCGAGCACGCGUUCGCCAGGUGGUGGAGCAUGUGCAGGCACAGGAGCGUGAGCUGCUCGAGGCGGUGAAUGCACGCUACCAGUGCGACUACCAGGAAAUAGCUGGUCAGCUGAGCCGCCUGGAAGCUGUACUGCAGCGCAUCCGCACUGGUGGGGCGCUGGUCAAGAGGAUGAAGCUCUAUGCUUCCGACCAGGAGGUGCUGGACAUGCAUGACUUUCUGCGCAAGGCACUCUGCCGCCUGGGCCAGGAGGAGCCCCAGAACCAACAAGUCCAGCUGCGCACCAGCGGCUUCGAGGAGUUCAAGAUGUGCCUGCAGGACCUCAUCUCCUGCAUCACCCAGAGGACAGAUGCAGCAGUACCUGGGAGAGACAGCCCAGAGGCAGCCAGCACUCCCAAGGACUCUUGUGACCUCGAGCAGCCCAAUGAAAUGCAGAGGGAGCAGGCCCAGGUCCUGAAUAUGUCUAAGACCCACCCUGUGGCUGUGGUACAAUCAGUGCCUGGAGCACACCCUGUGCCGGUGUAUGCCUUCUCUAUGAAAGGCCCUACCUAUAGAGAGGAAGCCUCUCAGACAGUCACCCCCAGGAAGAGAAAGUGCUGCCACACCAAUUGCUCCAGGAAGAUCAUCAAGAUGGAGUCCACAGAGGAGGAUGAGGACAGGUUGACCAAUAGCUCCCCUGAGCAGCCCAGACCCAGCACUUCCAAGGCCAUCUCACCUCACCAUCUGGAUGAGCUUUCCAACCCUGAGAGCCCCGUUCUAGAAGAAGAAACCCUCCUGCUCACCGACAAUCAUGUUACCAGUGACACAGGAAAAGCAGAAGAGCGAAUUGUGGUGAUCAGCAGCUCGGAAGAAUCAGAUACUGAGAAUCUGUCCUCCCACGAGCUGGAAGAUAGCAGCAGUGAGUCCAGUGACCUCCAGCUGGAGGGCCCCAACUUCCUCAAGGCAUCGGACGAGAGCCUCGCUGACCCCCAAGCAGAAGACAGGCCCCUGGUUUUCUUUGACCUCAAGAUUGACAGUGAAACCCAGAAAAUUAGCCAACUGGCAGCUGUGAACCAGGAAAGCAAGUUCCGAGUACUCAUCGAGCCCGAGGCCUUUGGCGUCUACUCUAAGGCAGUCUCCCUGGAGGUUGGACUGCAACACUUCCUCAACUUCCUCACCACCACGCACCGUCCCAUCUUGGCCUGUUCUAAGCUGUGGGGGCCUGGACUCCCUGUCUUCUUCAAGGCCCUGGAUGAUAUUAACAAGCUGUGGGAAUUCCAAGACGCCAUCUCAGGCUUCUUGGCUGUGUUGCCUCUCAUCCAGGAACGCAUACCUGGUGCCAGCAGCUUCAAACUCAGGAACCUUGCCAAGACCUACCUGGCGAGAAACAUGAGUGAACGGAGUGCCCUGGCUGCUGUGCGGGCCAUGCGAGACUUGUGCUCCCUUCUAGAGGUCUGUCCAGGGCCUCAGCUGGUGGAGCACGUCUACCCUUUCAGUAGCUUGCAGUGCUUUGCUUCCCUGCAGCCCCUAGUUCAGGCUAGCGUCCUGCCCCUGGCUGAGGCCCGCCUCUUGGCCCUCCACAAUGUGAGCUUCCUAGAAUUGCUGACUGCAUACCGCAGCAGCCAGCAAGAGGGCUUGAAGAGGUAUGGCCGCUAUCUGAGCCCACAGACCUCCUCCUCAUCAGCUUCCACCCAGCUUGCUCAAUACCUUCAGGCUCUGAGCACCUACAUGGAAGGACUGUCGGAAGAGUGUGCCCCAGCCAGGUCAGAAGGCAGCUCUACUCUCUCUGGCCAGAGCUUGGCCAAAAAGGUCACCAAACAGAGCUGACAGGAAGGGAUGCCUGGCUUAGCUAGUGACCACAGAGGGAGGGGCAUCCCUGAGCCAGGCCUCACCCUUCACCACAUUCCCAGGUCCUGGUCUCCAAUACAGAACUGUCCUUUAGUUUUGAAUAGGUGCCCUUUAUCUGGGACCAAACACUCUUCCUCUAAAAUUCCUGCAGCAGAUGUCAAAGGCACCCCAGACCUGGACACUCCCUCUAGAAGCCAGAGUCAGGAAGACUUGAGUAAAGAAUGCAUGGCCUCUGGGCUCUGUGAUUGGCCCUCAUAUGGCCCCAGUCACCUCACCUACCACUAUACCAUGGGUGGCCUUGCAGUUCUCCCCUGACGUUCAAUAGAAAUGUCCCAAGUGAUCUGCUGAUAGCUCCCACGAGAAACACACUCAGGCAGAGGUCCUCAACCUGUGGGUUGUGACUGUUGGAGAACACACAUUUCUGGUGGUCUUAGGAACCCCCGACUAUAGCUGUUAACCUUACUGCUGAGCAGGGUCUCAGUUCCUUAGACAAUCGGAAACACAUGUUUCCCCAUGGCCGUGACCCACAGGUUGAGAACCACUGUUCUAAGACCAUACUUAUCACUAUACCAGCGGCCCCCUGGGCACCCAAAGUGCCUUUCAAACCAACCUGCCCUUCAUGAAUUUGUGUUCUCCCAGCUCCCACUGUCCAGAGACCAACCGUGUUAACUUUAAAAAAAAAAAAUAACAAUAAGCAAAAACCA
This is a messenger RNA of Phodopus roborovskii (desert hamster), 3435 nucleotides long. RefSeq names its product PML nuclear body scaffold (gene Pml). The transcript is spliced from 9 exons. Gene Ontology annotation, biological process: positive regulation of DNA-templated transcription; intrinsic apoptotic signaling pathway in response to DNA damage; PML body organization. Lineage: Eukaryota; Metazoa; Chordata; Mammalia; Rodentia; Cricetidae. The coding region runs from base 83 to 2710 and encodes 875 amino acids. Gene Ontology annotation, molecular function: zinc ion binding; ubiquitin-protein transferase activity. The record is from RefSeq and is a predicted model, not a curated record. Gene Ontology annotation, cellular component: chromatin; PML body; nucleoplasm.